AUGGCUGACUACUCCUCGUGGAAGGUCACCGACCUCAAGGCAGAGCUCAAAAAGCGGGGAAUCCCUCAGACUGGGCUGCGCCUCAAGCAACAAUUCAUCGACAGGCUAGAGGAGGAAGACGCCAAAACGCAGCCUGAGGACGCGGCUGCUCCUGCUCCUGAGAAGGCUCCAGCGACCGAAGUUCAGCAGGAAUCUGCUCCCGAACCUGCUGAAAAGCUCAACACCCAAGAACCCGAAGAAAAACAGCUAGAAGGAGCCGAAGCACCAGCGCAAGAGCAACAAACCCCCAAGUCCGAAGCCGGCGCAACCCAGGCGCAGAAUAAAGAGACGCUUACAGAGGAUGUGUCGCAAGAUGUGAAAGGAGUGGUUGAUGCGCAAGCACCAGCCGAGGAGCAAGGCUCCCAAGAGGUUUCACCUUCUGAGGUGACCGCAACCGCAGCAGAGCCCUCGGAGCCCGCAGAGCCCGCAAAGCCCGUUGAACAAACCCCCGCAAUUGCAGAUGAGCCUCUUUCAUUGGAACCUACAACCACUACCGAGCUCGCCCCCUCGGUGACUCAGACAUCGGGAGCAAACACAGGGCUGUCAACACCCCUGCCCGUCGAAGAAGUCUUGGAGGAUAAGCGAAAGCGGAAGCGCCGCAGCCAGAGCCCUGUCCCAACCCCCGAGGCGAUCGCACAGAAGAAAGCUCGAGCGCAGGAAGAGAGCCCCCCUGUCAUAUCGAAAGACGACGUUCCUCCUGGAACGGACCCCAAAGACUUUGCGCAGCCAGAACAGCCGCCAGCCGAGACUCCAAAAGAAGAACCUGUCGCACCAGCUAAACAAGAUGCACGGUUUCGAGGGCUAUUUGCUGCAGAGCCUGCACCUCCUCGCCCACCUUCUCCAGUGCGGGAUAUUGCCAUGGAAGAUGCGACUGUCGAACCUGCUAUUCACCCCGCAACCUGCUCUCUCUACAUUGACGGGCUCAUGCGUCCUCUACAACCCAACGGACUUCGCAACCACCUGAUCAGUCUGGCGUCUACACCCGAGGCACCCAUUGCGGCCGAGUUGGUGAAAGAAUUUUGGCUCGAUCCCAUCAAGACACACUGCUUCGUCCGAUUCAGUGACAUUGCGGCGGCGGCACGGGUCCGCUCUGCAAUCCACGGAACAGUGUGGCCGAACGAGCGCAACCGGAAGAGUCUGCAGCACGAGAUCGAUCUGGGCCCCCCCGCUCGCUGGGAAGUUCAGUACGAAUCCAAGGGUGAUGGCAUUGUCGCUAUCCUGGCAGAAGCUGGGUCAAGCUCGCGCUCCGGACCAUCUAAAACGCGCGAGCCCGGCUUCAAUCGUACUCCGCCAUUAGGUCCGCGUGGCAGCGUUGCUCAGCCUGAACGCCGUGCCUCUAAUAAUGCCCCACCUGCACCGCCGUCGCGACCCGGUCAAGGCUUCAAGCCCUUAGACGACCUAUUCGAGUCUACUACUACGAAGCCCAAGCUGUACUAUCUUCGCGUUCCUCGAGAGGUGGCUGACAAGCGCCUGGAUCAAUUUGACGAGUUGAUCCGUAAGGGCCAGUUCCCGCGCCGCGGUGGUGACGAGAUGCGCCGAAUCACGUUUGCAGAUGAGGAUCGCUUCGUGGAUGGCGGUCCCGAGUAUGGCCCUGGCGCCCGGGGCGCCCACCGGGGACGAGGCGGUGGACGAGGUGGCGGACGUGGAGAUGGUCGUCGACGGUGA
This is a messenger RNA of Penicillium daleae, 1704 nucleotides long. RefSeq names its product SAP domain protein. The record is from RefSeq and is a predicted model, not a curated record. NCBI's taxonomy places the organism in Eukaryota, Fungi, Ascomycota, Eurotiomycetes, Eurotiales, Aspergillaceae. The coding region runs from base 1 to 1704 and encodes 567 amino acids. The transcript is spliced from 2 exons.